AUGACGGGAGUCGGCGCCUUCAUCAACGGCAAGUGGGAGCCCAACGCGGUGGUGACCGUGGAGAAGGGCGCUCACGUGCCUUUCCAUCCAACCCUCGCGGAUGUGAGCGACCAGACCAAGCGAGCGUUCUCGGCGGUGGCGGCGGAGCGGGUGGCUGCCAAGCUGGAGGCGAAGGCCAGACCGAUGGAAUUUCAGGCCAAGCUGGAGGCGGCGGCGCAGUUCGCCCUGGACGCCGAGGCGCACGAGGCCCGGCGAAAGCUAGCGAAGAAGAAGCGCCAGAGAGACAAAAAGAAGAAGAAGAAGAAGAAGCGGAGGCGGGAUUCGUCGUCGUCGAGCGACAGCGACUCGUCGUCGUCGUCCUCGGAGGAGGAGGCGAGGAGGAGGAGCAAGAAGCCGGUCGAAGAAGUCCAGGCGGUCUUCGUCCUCGUCGAGUAG
Micromonas commoda is the source of this 435-nucleotide messenger RNA. RefSeq lists its product with no specific name. The transcript is spliced from 3 exons. The coding region runs from base 1 to 435 and encodes 144 amino acids. The record is from RefSeq and is a predicted model, not a curated record. Lineage: Eukaryota; Viridiplantae; Chlorophyta; Mamiellophyceae; Mamiellales; Mamiellaceae.